This is a messenger RNA of Lepus europaeus (European hare), 960 nucleotides long. RefSeq names its product olfactory receptor 10AG1-like. Gene Ontology annotation, molecular function: G protein-coupled receptor activity; olfactory receptor activity. Gene Ontology annotation, cellular component: membrane. The coding region runs from base 7 to 960 and encodes 317 amino acids. NCBI's taxonomy places the organism in Eukaryota, Metazoa, Chordata, Mammalia, Lagomorpha, Leporidae. Gene Ontology annotation, biological process: G protein-coupled receptor signaling pathway. The record is from RefSeq and is a predicted model, not a curated record. The transcript has a single exon.
CUACAGAUGAAACGUGAAGAUGAAAAUGCAGAAGUCAAUGUUACCACAGUGAAGCGAUUUGUCCUCCUAGGAUUUUCUGACCUUCCAAAACUCCAAGGGUUACUCUCUGCGGUGUUCACUAUCAUCUACUUGACUAUCUUAAUUGGAAACAGCCUCAUAAUAAUAAUAACGAGCCUUGAGCCUGCAUUGCAGAAACCCAUGUAUUUUUUCCUGGCAAAUUUUUCCUCACUGGAAAUCUGUUACGUGUCUGUCACCCUCCCUAGAAUGCUCUUCAAUCUUUGGACUCAGGAUAGAAGCAUUUCUCUACUGGACUGUGCCACCCAAAUGUGCUUCUUCCUUAUGCUGGGGGCCACGGAGUGCCUCCUCCUGGCUGUAAUGUCCUACGACCGCUAUGUGGCCAUUUGCAACCCUCUGCACUACCCUCUGGUCAUGAACCACAAGAUGUGUGUGCAGCUGGCAGUUGGCUCCUGGGUCAGUGGAAUCCCAGUCCAGAUAGGACAAACAUGGCAAAUAUUCUCCCUGCAUUUCUGUAACUCCAACCUAAUUAACCACUUCUUCUGUGACAUACCCCCCAUUCUCAAGCUAGCCUGUGGGGACACUUCUGUGCAUGAAGUGUCUGUCUAUGUAGUAGUUAUGUUGGUCGCUGCAGUCCCUUUUAUGCUGAUUCUUGCCUCUUACAGCAAAAUCAUUUCCACCAUUCUGAGGCUGCCAACAGCCACAGGAAGAGCUAAGGCCUUCUCCACAUGUUCCUCCCAUCUGCUGGUGGUGGUUUUAUUCUUUGGAUCUGCUGCCAUCACCUAUCUGAGGCCCAAAUCCAAUCAUUCUGCAGGAACCGACAAACUGCUCUCUCUUUUCUACACCGUGGUGACUCCCCUGUUUAAUCCCAUGAUAUACAGCCUUAGGAAUAAGGAUUUCAUUGCAGCACUAAGAAAACUGUUUCUUAACAGAAUGGUGCAUUGA